AUGGACGUGGACGUGGACGUGGACGUAGACAUGGACGUGGACGUAGACGUAGACGUGGACGUGGACGUGGACAUGGACGUGGACGUGGAGGACAUGGACGUGGACGUGGACGUGGACGUGGACGUGGAGAACUUAGACGUGGACAUGGACGUGAACGUGGACGUGGACGUGGACGUGGAGGACUUGGACGUGCACAUGGACGUGGACGUGGACGUGGACGUGGACGUGGACAUGGAGGUGGACGUGGACGUGGACGUGGACAUGGAGGUGGACGUGGACGUGGACGUGGACAUGGACACGUGGACGUGGAGUGGACGUGGAGUGGACGUGGACGUGGACAUGGACGUGGACGUAGACGUGGACGUGGACGUGGAGGACUUGGACGUGGACAUGGACGUGGACGUGGAGUGGACGUGGAGUGGACGUGGACGUGGACAUGGACGUGGACGUGGACGUAGACGUGGACGUGGACGUGGACGUGGACGUGGACGUGGACGUGGAGGUGGACGUGGACGUGGAGGUGGACGUGGAGUGGACGUGGACGUGGACGUGGACGUGGAGAACUUGGACGUGGACAUGGACGUGGACGUAGACGUAGACGUGGACGUGGACGUGGACAUGGACGUGGACGUGGACGUGGACGUGGAGGACAUGGACGUGGACGUGGACGUGGACGUGGACGUGGAGAACUUAGACGUGGACAUGGACGUGGACGUGGAGGACUUGGACGUGCACAUGGACGUGGACGUGGAGUGGACGUGGACGUGGACGUGGACUGGACGUGGAGUGGACGUGGACGUGGACAUGGACGUGGACGUGGACGUAGACGUGGACGUGGACGUGGACGUUGACGUGGACGUGGACGUGGACGUGGAGGUGGACGUGGACGUGGAGGUGGACGUGGAGUGGACGUGGACGUGGACGUGGACGUGGAGAACUUGGACGUGGACAUGGACGUGA
Messenger RNA from Closterium sp. NIES-65, 960 nucleotides. NCBI's taxonomy places the organism in Eukaryota, Viridiplantae, Streptophyta, Zygnematophyceae, Desmidiales, Closteriaceae. The record is from the annotation of a GenBank genome assembly.